AUGGAAUCGAUGGAAAGUAUGAAAUUUUGAUCACAUUUUGUGUAAUAGUGAAAACCUCUUCUUUUAGCUGUACAAAUAAAGGGAAAGUACUCGAAAAGCGGGUGCACAUUUUCUUGAAUUUCUCCAAUGGCCACUCCGGGUGGUUUCAGGUCUUCUGUUUUCUUCCUUGUUGUUCUUCUUCAGGUGCUCUCCGCCGCCUCCGCCGCCGCAGGAUCAUUCUGGAGUGUGAAGUAUCUGCCAGGAUUUUCAGGGCCUCUUCCAUUUGAACUCGAAACUGGAUACGUGGGUGUGGGAGAUUCGGAGGAAGUUCAGAUGUUCUAUUACUUUGUGAAGUCCCAAGGAAAUCCCCGAACCGAUCCUCUAAUGACAUGGUACAUCGGCGGUCCAGGUUGCUCUGCACUCUGUGGCUUUGCCUUGGAAAUUGGCCCUCUAAACUUCAAGAUAGAGCCAUACAAUGGAAGCUUACCUCAAUUAAUCUUGAAUCCCCAUACAUGGACUAAGAAAGCGAAUAUACUUUUUAUAGAUACGCCCGUGGGCACUGGAUUUUCAUACGCUCAAACUCCACGAGGUUUGAAGAAAGGAGAUGUACUACAAAUUGAACAAAAUCAUCAAUUUUUGCGGAAGUGGCUGGCUGAUCAUCCAGAAUUCAUUCGUAACCCAUUUUAUGUUGGUGGUGGCUCAUAUUCUGGUAUGAUUGUUCCCUCUCUUACUCAAGCAAUCUCAGAAGGUAAUAGCCAUGGCUUCCCAAUUAUAAACCUUCAGGGAUACAUAGAGGGCAAUCCUUUCAGUGUGCAUAAAACAAAUGAUAAUUAUAAGAUUCCAUAUGCUCAUAGGAUGUCCUUCAUCUCUGAUGAACUAUACGAGUCAUUGAAAAGCAGCUGCAAAGGAGAAUAUCUUAAUGUUGAUCCAACUAAUGUGGAGUGCAUCAAACAUGUAUCCGCUUACCAAAAGUGCGUGAGUAGAAUCAACACGGGGAAUAUUUUGAAGCCUCAUUGUGAGGAUGCUACUAAAGUGACGGAAGCUGCUACGUUUAAUGAUGCGAGGAGAUCCCUCUACAAUGCUUCUGAACAACAGUUUCUUUCUCCCGGAGUGUUGCCUUCGAUUCCUCUCGAGUGUGAUGAGUACGCGUUUUACCUCAGUUAUUAUUGGGCUAAUGACGAUCGAGUUCGAAAAGCUCUCCAUAUACGUGAGGGAACGAUUGGAGAAUGGUUUAGAUGUCAAAGUACAAAAGAUUACCAGUAUGAUUUCGUAAGUAUGGUUCCUUAUCAUAUGAAUCUUAGCUCUAAGGGCUACAAGUCUUUGAUUUUUAGCGGGGAUCAUGAUAUGGAGGUGCCGAUUUUAGACACCGAAGCAUGGAUCAAAUCUCUAAAUUAUCCUCUUAUUGAUGAAUGGAGGCCUUGGUUUAACGAGGAGGAUCAAAUUCUUGGGUACACGAGGACUUAUGCAAACAACAUGACAUUUGUAUCCAUAAAAGGAGGAGGACACACACCACAAACCAUGCAGAACCAAAGUGGCAUAAUGUUUAGUAGAUGGAUAGCUGGAGAUCCCUUAUAAAAUGUUUAAAAAACUAUGUGAUUUAGUUAAUUCAAUGUUAAUUGAUUCUCAGUCACGUAUCGAUGAAUAAUAAUGAAAUUUUAUUGAUAUCCA
Cucurbita pepo subsp. pepo (vegetable marrow) is the source of this 1647-nucleotide messenger RNA. The record is from RefSeq and is a predicted model, not a curated record. Lineage: Eukaryota; Viridiplantae; Streptophyta; Magnoliopsida; Cucurbitales; Cucurbitaceae.